This is a messenger RNA of Heterotrigona itama, 1234 nucleotides long. Lineage: Eukaryota; Metazoa; Arthropoda; Insecta; Hymenoptera; Apidae. The record is from the annotation of a GenBank genome assembly.
AUGGAACAGUGGACUCUUGAAAGUAGGAGUGGGGGACCUGGUAUUCCAUGGACGUCACUGGUAUACAGAACAUAUAAUCAGGGACUGAAGGAAAUUCACCCAGUUUGUAAAGACCAUUCGUGUGAGAGAGUCGUUUCAUCGUUCGUCUUCGUUCGAAUUCACGUGAACUUUAUCCAACAUAGUUUUUUUUUGUUUUUAAUACUUGAUUGAUUAAUGAAUAAUUCUUAACCUUAAGACUCGUUUCCAUAUCAUUUGUACAUACAUUCUGAGUCAUAAAACUAAUGUUUCUGUCAAAAGUCUUCAUUGCACGAGUUUUUCGUAUACGUAUAUCAUAGAUCGAAUUCUCCAGAUUAACAAUACGUAAUAAAAGGUGUGUUUGUGACAGCUAUUAAAAUUAAAAGUGAAACGGCCAGUAUGAAGAUCUUAAGAAUUGCUACGCUGUUCACUGUCGUUCUGGGAUGCUGUGCCUUCAGUGUUACUGCGUCCGCAAUCCCUAUGUGGGAAUUCCUCUCCAGGGGUGAGAAAGUAAGAAAUGCUUCCACGUUCCGUUGUAAACUAAUUAUAUGCUAUACCGUAAUAUUUUUCUAAAAAAAGAAAAAUUUGAAAAAACUAUACGCAAAUAAAACUGUUAUUAUAGGCAUUUAAUAGGCAUUGUAAAACAAACAUUACUUUUAUAUAUAUUAUAUAUUUAUAUAUAUAAACUUGGAGUUAUAUUACCUAACCUUCCAUUAAUAAACUUGUUUAUGUACGCCUCAAGAUUUUUUUUUUAAUAAAGUAGACUUUAUACCACAAUCGUCUGCACGUAAUAUCAACAAAAGCAGACUUUCACCGAACAUAAUCAGCUGCAUUCGCUGAAAAUGCUCUUGUGCAGUCCGGUCGAGUGUAAUUGCGCGAGCGCAAUUUGGACGUUGACUUUUCUCAUGACAUUGUGUCCUUCUUAUAACACUACUUUUUCUGGAAAUAAUCUCAGAGGCAACAGUUUACGAUCAAGGAGUUUUGUCAUCCGUUGAUAAUCGCCUUAACAGUAGACUUAAUUGAUCAAUUUUUCCAAUACUCUUCUCUGUAGAAUUGUUUUUUUUUUAUUAACCUUAUAACAGAAUGUCCUUUUGUUAAUCUUAUGGUAAGUGUCUAGACUAUAUGUUUAAAUAUUUGGAAUUCAAGUUAGCUAAUCGUGAUUAUUAAUAUCUUAUCUAUUAAUAUAUUUUAGUUCAUCUUUUAACAGAUGAAUGAUUAA